GCUGCAAGUGAAACGCGCAUCGUUCAGUUUGUCUCUCGCUGCUCCCCGUCUGCAGCCCUCGCCUCGCUGCAGUCGCUCCUCCUCUGUCUCUCCGGCUUUGUAUCAGGAGCUGAACCCACGCCGCGGCUAACUUCUUCAAGAUACCGGGGCUGAUAAACAUCACAAAAUGGCUCUUCACGUCCCCAAAGCUCCGGGCUUUGCCCAAAUGUUAAAGGAUGGCGCCAAGCACUACUCCGGGCUUGAGGAGGCUGUGUACCGCAACAUCAGAGCCUGCAAGGAGCUCUCUCAGACCACACGCACCGCCUAUGGGCCAAACGGUAUGAACAAAAUGGUCAUCAACCACUUGGAGAAGCUGUUUGUCACCAAUGACGCCGCAACGAUCCUCAGAGAGCUUGAGGUUCAGCAUCCAGCCGCUAAAAUGGUUGUGAUGGCAUCCCACAUGCAGGAGCAGGAGGUUGGAGAUGGUACAAACUUUGUCCUGGUGUUUGCAGGAGCUCUGCUUGAGCUGGCUGAAGAGCUGCUCAGAAUGGGCCUGUCAGUGUCAGAGGUGAUUGACGGCUAUGAGAUGGCGUGUAAAAAGACUCUGGGCAUCAUGGCCGACUGCGUAUGUUCCAAAGCCGAGAACCUCCAUGAUAUUAAGGAGGCAACGGCUCUUAUCCGCACAGCAGUCAUGAGCAAACAGUACGGUAAUGAAGACUUCCUCGCCAACCUCAUCGCCCAGGCCUGUGUGUCCAUCUUCCCAGAGUCCGGCAAUUUCAAUGUUGAUGGUGUCAGAGUAUGCAAGAUUUUGGGCUGUGGAGUGACAUCGUCCACCGUGCUACAUGGCAUGGUUUUCAAGAAGGAAGCAGAGGGAGAUGUAACAUCAGUUAAAGACGCCAAGCUCGCCGUCUACUCCUGCCCCUUCGACUGCAUGGUGACAGAGACCAAGGGCACAGUGCUUAUCAAUAAUGCAAAGGAGCUCAUGGAGUUCAGUAAGGGAGAGGAGGAAAUGAUGGAGGCUCAGGUGAAGGCCAUCAAGGAUGCUGGUGCCAACGUAGUGGUAACUGGGGGGAAAGUGGCUGACAUGGCGCUUCACUACGCCAACAAGUACGACCUCAUGGUGGUCAGGCUGAACUCCAAGUGGGACCUCAGGAGGUUGUGCAAGACUGUGGGAGCUGUAGCACUGCCCAGGAUGACGGCGCCAACUCCAGAUGAGAUGGGUCACUGUGACAGCGUUUACCUGUCAGAGGUGGGGGACACUCAGGUGGUGGUCUUCAAACACGAGAAAGAGGAUGGUGUCAUCUCAACGGUGGUGAUCAGAGGCUCCACCGACAACCUGAUGGACGACAUUGAGAGGGCUGUCGAUGAUGGAGUCAACACCUUCAAGGUUCUGAUCAGGGACAAGCGUCUGAUCCCUGGAGCAGGAGCCACUGAGAUCGAGCUUGCCAAACGGAUCACUGAAUAUGGAGAGUCCUGCCCGGGUCUGGAGCAGUACGCCAUCAAGAAAUUCGCUGAAGCCUUCGAGGCUGUGCCGCGGGCGCUGGCAGAGAACUCUGGAGUGAAGGGGAGCGAGCUCCUCUCUAAACUGUACUCUGCUCAUCACGAGGGGAACAAAAACGUCGGCUUUGACAUUGAGGGAGAAGGCCCCGCUGUGAAGGACAUGCUUGAGGCUGGCAUCCUGGAGCCUUACCUGGUCAAACACUGGGGCGUCAAACUGGCUACCAACGCUGCCAUCACAGUACUGAGAGUGGACCAGAUCAUCAUGGCUAAGCCGGCAGGGGGACCCAAAACUCCAAAACAGAGAGGCCAUUGGGACAAGGACGAGUGGGACGAAGCACCUGAUAAUUUUGAAACUCACCAUUAGAGGGCGAACACACAACCUCCGUCAAUCAUCAUGGCCAAACCAGCAGGGGGACCCAAACCCCCCCAGGGUGGCAAGAAGGACUUCGAUGAGGAUGACUGAAUCUGAUGCCGUGCAGCUGAUGCCCCUUAGACCCUGAACGCCCCCACAUGGAUUCACAAAACCCUUUUCUACUUGUUUAUUUAAAGCUCAACAGUUUGGGUCAUUUUGUAGAAAUGACCACACAUUAACAAAUAUGUGAAAGUAAAAUGUAUGGAUGGCACGGUUUGCUUUUUUUGUUCGUAGUCCCAAAUAAAAGGCACUUGGGCUAUCA
Trematomus bernacchii (emerald rockcod) is the source of this 2153-nucleotide messenger RNA. RefSeq names its product chaperonin containing TCP1, subunit 8 (theta) (gene cct8). The record is from RefSeq and is a predicted model, not a curated record. Gene Ontology annotation, molecular function: ATP binding; ATP-dependent protein folding chaperone; ATP hydrolysis activity. The transcript is spliced from 16 exons. Gene Ontology annotation, biological process: protein folding. NCBI's taxonomy places the organism in Eukaryota, Metazoa, Chordata, Actinopteri, Perciformes, Nototheniidae. Bases 167 to 1843 code for a protein of 558 amino acids. Gene Ontology annotation, cellular component: chaperonin-containing T-complex.